AUGGAGCAGGCAGCUCCCGACCCUGAGCGGCUUUUGCAGCCCGCGCCGCUGGAGCCGCUGAGCCACCCCGACACGGGGCUGGAGUCCGUGGUCGGUGAGGGAGCGAAGGGGGCCCGGGACGAGGGCCCCGGGGACGGCACGAUGACAGAAAGUAAUUUUUCGUUGAAGAAGAUAGAAAUUAGUGUUUCAGAAGCAGAAAAGCGAACUGGAAGAAAUGCCAUGAACAUGCAGGAAACAUAUACUGCUUACCUCAUUGAAACAAGGUCAGUUGAACAUAGUGAUGGUCAGAGUGUCCUAACAGACUCACUGUGGAGGCGGUAUAGUGAAUUUGAGUUGUUGAGAAACUACCUUUUAGUUUACUAUCCACAUAUUGUUGUGCCACCUCUACCAGAAAAAAGGGCAGAAUUCGUUUGGCAUAAACUCUCUGCUGACAACAUGGACCCGGAUUUUGUGGAAAGACGACGAAUUGGUUUAGAAAAUUUCCUCUUGAGACUUGCUUCACAUCCCAUCCUUUGUAGAGACAAAAUCUUCUAUUUGUUUUUAACACAGGAAGGCAACUGGAAAGAGACAGUAAAUGAAACUGGAUUUCAGCUGAAGGCAGACUCCAGGUUAAAAGCGCUUAAUGCAACAUUCAGAGUGAAAAACCCAGACAAGAGAUUUAUUGAACUAAAACACUAUAGUGAUGAACUCCAAUCUGUCAUCUCACAUCUCCUUCGAGUCAGAGCUAGAGUAGCAGAUCGACUAUAUGGUGUGUAUAAAGUACAUGGGAAUUACGGGCGAGUUUUCAGUGAGUGGAGUGCCAUAGAAAAAGAAAUGGGUGAUGGACUGCAGAGUGCUGGUCAUCAUAUGGAUGUAUAUGCAUCUUCUAUUGAUGAUAUUUUGGAAGAUGAAGAACAUUAUGCGGAUCAGUUAAAGGAGUAUCUUUUUUAUGCAGAAGCAUUGCGGGCUGUGUGCAGGAAACAUGAACUUAUGCAGUAUGACUUAGAGAUGGCUGCUCAGGACCUAGCAUCCAAGAAGCAGCAGUGUGAGGAACUGGCAACUGGGACUGUGAGAACAUUUUCUUUGAAGGGAAUGACUACCAAGCUCUUCGGUCAAGAAACUCCAGAGCAGAGAGAAGCCAGAAUAAAGAUGCUAGAAGAACAAAUAAAGGAAGGAGAACAACAACUUAAGUCUAAAAAUCUGGAAGGCAGAGAGUUUGUCAAAAAUGCUUGGGCUGAUAUUGAACGCUUCAAAGAACAAAAGAACCAUGAUUUAAAGGAGGCCCUCAUAAGCUACGCAGUCAUGCAGAUCAGUAUGUGCAAAAAGGGAAUUCAAGUUUGGACCAAUGCUAAGGAAUGCUUUAGCAAGAUGUAA
Rangifer tarandus platyrhynchus (Svalbard reindeer) is the source of this 1353-nucleotide messenger RNA. NCBI's taxonomy places the organism in Eukaryota, Metazoa, Chordata, Mammalia, Artiodactyla, Cervidae. The record is from the annotation of a GenBank genome assembly.